AUGACCACAAGUCAGAGGGGCUUUAGUCUUCAUUGUCUGUCUAUCACUGUCUCGACAGGAUAUCCCCCAAUGAACCUCCCAAAAGAUGGCAUUCUUCAACAGUUCUCCCUGACCACUUGUCAUCCUUUGCAUGGCCGAUUCUCAUCCUGCCUGAACAAGACCGAAGCUGAACUUACCCGAAUGCUCAGCAAGUCGUCAACCCAUUCCGCGCUUCUCUGCAUAGAAAUUGUGGACAAGCAUCUAGAAAACAUGUGGCUUUCUGUUUGCCGCAAGGGCGAUUGGGUGCUGGUCUUUAUUACCAGGUCAAAGGACUGA
Molecule: messenger RNA, 315 nt
Organism: Fusarium verticillioides 7600
Lineage: Eukaryota; Fungi; Ascomycota; Sordariomycetes; Hypocreales; Nectriaceae
Exons: 1
Coding region: 1-315 (104 amino acids)
Source: RefSeq, a predicted model, not a curated record